AUGGGGGUCUUCCUCCGCUGGCCCCCCCUGAUCCUGUGGGCGGCUGCCCACCUGCUGCUCCUGGACUGCGCAGGUAAGGACUCUGCUCUGGGGCGGGGGGAGAAAAUCAUUUGCACUAAGCUCUGGGGCGGGGGGGGGGGACUGGACACAUGAGACUUUGUGAAUUGCAUUUCGUGGGCACUGAAAGGGCGAUCGGGGGGAUUCCUGACCGAGGUGGAGCCGGAUCCCUUCCCAGACAUCUGUUUCCCAGACUUGGGGCUUAUUUUGUAUGCCGUCCGGGGCAGGGGCCGCUUCACUCCUUGGCUCGUAAGGUCAAUCAAAGAAUUAAACAAAGCUUGAAGGUGUUGGCAGGAAUAAUGGUGGGGAAAGUGACUCGCUUGUCCCCCCCCCCCCCGCAGCUUCGUGUUGACUCUGGUGUGUGUGUGUGUGUGUGAGAGAGAGAGAGAGAGAGAGAGAGAGAGAGACAGACAGAGUACAGGUCCUUCCUUUUCUAUUUUUUACCUUCCCUCUUCUAACCCUCUAACCCUCAGCCGCUCUGAAAACUCAGCUAAACACUCAGGAGACCAGCCUGGGGGUGGGAGCUGGACACGUGUAGCAGUCUUUAUGGGGGGGGGGGAUGGGGACGUCUGAAUAAGGGGUCCCCACCCGCAAUUCCCAAUGUUGUUUUGUUCAGGAAUUCCCUUUCACAGCCACAGUCAUAAUCAGGUUCGCCUGCUUUACAGUUCUGACUCCCCCCCCCCCCAAAAAAAACAAACACUUUCCUGUUGUCUGUCAGAAAUGUGGAUUUUGUAAAUUAUGCAGGGAGCUCCUCUGUGCCGUUCCUGUACAGCCCCUUUCACUACGUUUUGAACACUGUGUAUCCGAAGAAGUGUGAAUGCACACGGAAGCUUAUACCCAGAACAAACUUAGCUGGUCUCUAAGGUGCUACUGGACAAUUUUUUAAUUUCGACUGUGUCAGACCAACACGGCUACCUACUUGAAUCUUUUUUGUAAAUAAUUCUUGUGGUUUUCUAAUGGAAAAUGGUGUGAAUAUAAUACUAUCUUUAGUUUAAAAGUUGCUUGUUGCAUAAAAAUUCUCAAUGUAACUUAAAAGCUUUAAGAACUAAAGAGUAAGACCUGUUAUUUCUCUCUUGAACCCUCCCCAUAUGGGGGGCUGCCCCCUCACUGUGCUACAGGGCUGGGCAAAGGGUGGUGGAGACCACUGUUUCCUUCAGAUUCCUCCUCAUUUUGGGGACUCAAGUGUGACUCAUUUUGUGGCUCUUUGUCUCCUGACCACUGAGCAGAACUGCCUGUGUUGUUCAGCCAGAUGCCACAACCAGAGGCAGCCUUGCUCUGAGCUCUUGUGGUUUGAACUGGGGGGAGCCCCUGCCCUGGGAGGGCUGGCCUUGGAAGUGGAUCCCAUUUGAUCUUGCCUGAAAGGAAACCAAACCAACCAUCAAGGCAUAUGUGAGUCAAGCAAACACAUCUUGCAGGUUUUCGCUUCCUUGAACUUUGUUUUCCGCAGUGGAUCUCCCUCAGAAGGUGGUAGAUUCUACUUCCUUGGAGAUUUGUUAGCAGAGGCUGUAUGGCCUUCUGCCAUGUAUGCUGCAGUCGAGAUGCCAGCAUCGCAGGGGGGUUGGACCCUCAGAGUCCCGUCUAUGGUUUUUAUUUUAGUUUCCUAGUUGUUUUGAGAUGAGUCACUGGCCAAACUCAAGCGGGCUUCUUCCUCCUUGAGGGUGAAGUUGUCCAGAGUGCAUUCAAGACAAUUUUCACAGGGUCCUCAAGGACCACCUCUUUCUCUAUGAACCCACCUGGACCCUGAGAUCAUCUUCUGAGGCCCUCCUUCCUCUGCCUCCUCCUCUAGUGGUGUGGAGGGCGGAGGGUGACAGCAGAGCGAGAACAGGGCCUUCUCUGCAGUGGCUCCCUGUCUGUGGAAGGCUCUCCCCCGGGAAGUUCGCCUGGCACCUUCAUUAUACACCUUUUGACUAAAUCAGGCAAAAACAAUCCCUUUUAACCAGGCCUUUGAUUGAUUUGAUUGACAUCCUUUUAAAAGUAUUGGGUUUUGGGGGGGUAUUGGCUUUUUUAUUAUUGAAUAUUUUGUGGUUUUAUAUUUUGAUUUCUGAAUCUCUGGUGAGCCAUGCCUGAGAACCAUCCAGGUAGUAGAAGUAGCAGUAUAUAAAUUCAACAAAUAAUAAUAAUUAUACGUCCCAUUUCUGCUACCUGAGGCAAAACAGGAAUAGCCCCCUCUUCCCCUUUUAGCACUGUGCCCCUUUACCUUCCGCCAGGAAAAUGCCCCAUCUCUCGCUGAACUCGACUCAGCUUUUCCCUCAGAGGGGGUGUCCUGGUGGGGGCAGGAGCCCCAGGUAUGAUGCUGAAAGCCUGUGAUGAGCUCCCUCCCUCCCCAAGUCUUUGUGAGCUGUUUCUGUGGGUCUCGGAUAAUCUCUAGGCAGAGAAUGGGACAGGUGUUGAAAGGAAGGAAGCCUUUCUUGGUAUUGACAUAGUCAUCUUUUAAAAUUGAGUUUAUAUCCCCACGUUCCUCCCAAAGGAAUUAAGGGGCUGCAGCUGUCUUGGGGGGCCCUCUCUGUGGGGCUCAUCCUGUACCCUAGAGAAGAUUACGAGUACCAUGUAGCCUUGGCUCUUUCCUCAUGCACAAGGGAGGCACACAGCCCCCUUAGUACACAUUCACUGUGACUUGGGAAGAGGGUUAAGGAGUGUGGGGAGUGAGCAGAAACAGCAAAAUCUGCUGAUGGACGUCAACAAAAGUUAAUUGCUUCUGAUGGGGAUCUGCUGUGGAGACUCAUUAGGCCCCCUGGUGGCCAGAGCUCUGUCCCCCUUCCUGUGUUCGAUCUUGUGAAGGGGCAAGUGGGGGGAAAGGGGAUGUGGGGCCACAUGUUGAGACCUGACCCCAGAGUUGCAUUUGCCCUCCUGCCCCUGAUAUCCCUGUGGGGCCUUCUUUCUCAAGUGGGGAACCCGCUCUGUGGGUGGCAGCUCAGACCAUUGAAAGAUUGCAGCAUUGAACCAUUUAAACACUGAUUCUCAAAAGGGGAUCCAGGAAGGAUCUCGGAAAUCACAGGCCAAUUAACUUUACAUCUCCCUGGAAAACUGGUGAAAAGUGCAGGAAACUGGAAUGCAUUUACCUUGAAGGACUUCAGCUGUAUGCUGGAACCACACCAAUUAUAUAUGCAGAAGGCAGAGAGCUCUUUUUGUGCAAGGUUUUCCCAGUACUGAAAGAGUUUUGAAGCUCUCUGCCUUGCAUAACAGACUCUGGCAGGUUCUCACAGGAUCUUGUGGGGCUCUCCUGAGUUCCCAGGAGAUCUUUCCAAAGCCUCCCAGAGCCCAGGAAGCAAGACACAGUUCAGACCUAGUCAGUGCCUGGCUCCAGAAGGUCAGAUUGUGGGGCGGCUCCAAGGGAGUGGCUUCACUAGGCCCGUUUCUGCAGAUAUGAGCCAUCCCAGUCAGGACAGACAACUCUGAGCUACCUGGACCAGUGUUCUGACCCAGGAGGAGGCAGCUUGCUGUUCUCCCAAUAUACGGAUUUUGCUUCGUCUGGUCUCCCCUCCAUCCACUUCCCAGACCUGAGCCUGCUUAGCUUCUGUUCAGUGCCUGCAUCCUGAGCCUUCAGACCAUGUUGUGGGAGCUCUCAUCAGCCUGGCGCUUGCAAGUGGGGGGCAAUUCCUGCCCCCUUGGCAAAAAGGGAGGGGCUGGCCUCUCUCUCCCUCACACGGAGUCUCAGCAGAGACAUGCAGAGAUUUAGUGCUGCCUGGCAGAGCUUUUUCUCGCCCUCUGCUCCAUGGGCUAUUGUUGUUGUUACUUGUAUUUAUAUCCUCUCCCCUUUCCAACUCUCUGAUUCUUAGGCUCCCUCUGCUCUGCCUCCUCUGUGUUUAAAGGCAGGCCUACAAACUCCCCCAAACCCUGCUGAACUUUGGAUCUCCUAAUUUAGGGCUGCUGCCUGCAAUACAGCAGGAUUAGGCCACUGCCUUCAUCUGCAGGACCCCUAACUCUCUGCCCCCUUUUCUCUUCCUUUCCAGGCUCCACUUCUCACUCCAUGCGCUACUUUGCCACAGCCGUGUCUGAGCCUGGCCAGGAGCUGCCCCAGUUCAUUACUGUGGGGUACGUGGAUGACCAGCAAUUUGUUCAGUACGACAGUGACACCAAGGAGUAUCUGCCUCGCGUCCCCUGGAUGAGGAAGGUGGAAAAGGAGGAUCCUCAGUACUGGCACAGGAACACUCAGAUCGCUCAGGGCAAUGAGCUGCGGUUCAGGGUGGAUCUGCAGACUCUGCGGAAUCGCUACAACCAGAGCGGAGGUGAGUGGAAGGCAGGAGAGACACAGAGUCACACCUCUCCCCCCCAUAACGUUUCCUCCAAGGGCCAGAAUUGCAGGGAGGGGGCUGCUGGGAGGAAAGGAAAUGGAGGGUGGGGGUCUCCACCAGGGCAGAGGCAUCUCCCCUUCCCUUAAUGAAGGUCUUAAUGGGGGCUGGGAUGGUGUGGGGUGGGGAGGACAGAGAACAAGACUUGGAGGGGAGAGGACCCCCCCCCCCCCCAGUAUGACCCUCUCUGGACCUGCACAUCCUACCAAGGAAAUGUCUCCAUUGCCUGCCCUUCCUUCCAUGCUAGGCUCAACUUAGGCUUUUUGAGGUGGAAAUCUGUCUAGUUCGUUUUCCUCUGGGGGGGAGGGGAAGAGAAGGGUGGGGAUCCUGAGGCUGAGACAAGCAAGCCUUGAGUUCUGGUCCUGCUUAAGGAGAAGCCAGCUGCCCAGACAGAGGUGCUGAUUGGCUGACCCUUCUGACCAUCACAAGCCCCUCCCACUCCCCGGCACAGUGUUGAAAGAGAAGCCUUUUUAAGGAACUUGAACGGACUGGCUUCUGUGGGUGAAAGUGGCAACUACAUGGUUAAAACCAUAAGCACACUUCAUUGCAAUAAAAUUUCUAAACAGAUUUGUAAGAAAUACUAAAAUUAUUGGUAAAUAUAGUUUAAAACAACAGACAAAAACAAUUAAAACAUUUUUGGAAAUGAAGAUUAAGAGGAAAAAAGAUUUAAACAUUGACAUCUAUGUGUUUGGUUAGGCUUGCCUAAACAUAAAUCUUUUUAGCAGGCACCAAAAGUUAGAUUCCAUGGGCCUCUUAUCUCGCAGCCAAGCUGUUCUUAUGAUCUGUAAUGGCUUAACUAACCCUAAGGCCAGUUCAAACAGUUCAGUCCUAAGGUGUCUGGAAGAGCUUACUUCCUAAGAAUGACAUUUACGAUUGAUGCUUUAAGAUACUCCCAGUUUUUUCUCUGCACAAUUUUCAGCAUAAAUAAAAUAGAAUUCUAUAAUAGUUCAAAAAAUCAUAGGAUCGUAGGGUCGGAAGGGAACCCAGGGCUCAUCUAGUCCAACCCCCUGUAGUGCAGGAAUCUCAGCUAAAGCAUCCAUGACAGUUGACCACCCAGCCUCUGCUUAAAAACCUCCAAGGAAGGAGAUUCCAUCACUUCCCAAGGGAGCCCUUUCCGCCGUUGAGCAGCUCUUACCAUUAAUAUGAAUGGAGGGCAGGGACAGAGGGAACGGACCCAAAGAUUUCUGUUUCCUGGAACAGACACGUCUAGUCUCCAUGCAGCUGAAGCCACUAUUCCAUGUUGCAGGGACCCAAGUGGCAAGCGAUAAUGUCCACACAGAACGGGGGUGGGGAACCUGUGGCUGUGGGCCAGUCUUGGCCUGCCAGGGGGUAGGAUUUGCCCCAUGAGCAGAAGUAAAAUCCUGCUCAGUUUGGCAGGACUUCAUGUUCCGGAUUCAGGAGGGGAUUUGCGUCAGAAUGUGGCUGAAAUGAAGGGCUUCCCCUGGAGAUGAGGAAGAAGCAGUUUGCCAGCUUCCCCAAGGGCUGAGUGCAAGGCAGGCAGCGCCCCUUGUGUUGCAGUUCCCAAGAGGCUGCGCACCUGCUGGGUGCUUGGAAACCCCUUCAAGGGCUUUUGGAAGGUGGGUGAGAUGGACGGGUGGGCUAUGCCAUGAUGCCAGCUUCAGCCUCCUGCCCCUUUUGGCCCAGGGGGACAAUCCUGAUCAGGAUCUGGGCCCUGAAGCCAAAGAGAUUCCCCACCUGUGACACAGAAUAAUGGAGGUGGAAGGAGCCUUGCCAAAGGGGUCAGCCUGAGUGUAUCCAAAGCCCUCUGGGGCCUUCGUUUGCCUUGUCAGGCUUGCAAGGAAGAAACCCAGGGGGUCAGCUGAGACCAAGCCAGCGCUGCAAUGGGCAGGUCUGCUUUUCUUGCCGUGGGAUCAGGCCUGGCCUUGCCUUGCAGGCUUCCUCUUGGGCUCCUGGGAAUUCUGCUUCUCCCCCUUUUAAAAAUGGGGAUUGGGUCCCUCCUGAGCCCCUGCACCUAUCCAUGGAAAAUGCCCCAUAAAUGUCACCAAGGAGCGCCUCUCGUUUCCUGAUCAUUUCUUGCAAUUGCUUAGCUCAGAGAAUCCCAAACUAAUGAGGUGGCCACUUUAAAAGUGCCACGGACAGCCCUGGAAAUGUUAUCUGAUUCUAUUUAAAAACAAUGUUGAAGGUACAGGUGUAUCGGGAUUGAUCCCACUUAACAGCUUGAGGAAACGGGAGGGGAAUGAGCUUCAUUCAUAAAAUGAGGGAGAAAGCAACUUAUGCUGAAGAAGCAAUGAGACAAAGCAACUCCCCUCCAAGCAAAAGCUCCAUAUCCAGACCAGCUGGUGGGGUUUGUGGUUUGGUUUGUUGUUUGCAUAGGUCAACCACAAACCAUUGUUUGAGUGCAUAAAAAGAACUAUAUCACCUUGGGACAUGGUCUUGUAGAAGGUUCUUCUUCUUCUUCUUCUUCUUCUUCUUCUUCUUCUUCUUCUUCUUCUUCUUCUUCUUCAAUAUGUUGAGUAGUUCUAGAGGGAGGACUCCAAAGUAGUAGCUCUGUUACAAUCAUUCUACUUCCCAGUGGGAGCAAUUUCCCUUCUCCUCCCCCCGCACACAUUUCUGGGGUUUCUCCCAGCCCCCAACCCUACCCCACCCCCCCAGCUGAUUUGUGGGGAAGGAGAUGGGGAGAAAGCCCCAGUUGUGCAAGUAAGACUUGGUUUUUAGACUAGCUGUGUUAGCUGAAUCCAGCCCAGGAAAGCAGGAUUUCUGUUGAGAGAGGCUUCUGUAAUGCAAGACAUUCUAUACCCAAACUCAAUUCAGCUGUAAGCCAGAGGCUCCUGAGAUGAAAGGGGAAGCCUGAAUCAGAAGUGAGAGCAACCUGGUGUCCUCUGGGACAGCCUCUCCUCCAUUGCUGAGCUCCCUCAGGCUACCAAAGAGCAACAGAACUCUGUGCAUGGCCAGGAGCAGCCAUUGCCAUUUCCCAUCCUGUCUUGGGGUGCCUGACGUAGCUUCUCUCCAUGGUUUUGUUGUGGGAAAUCCAAAUGGCUGUCUGCUGUCCCUGCUGGCUGGCCUAGAGGAGACAGGGCUGGGGUCCUCAGCACCCGUGGGCCCUGCCAGGGGUCUGGGGUCUCAGCGGGUGCCGGGUGAUGCCACCUGCCAAGUGAAAACACCACAUCAAUGCUUCAGAUACUGGAAUUGAAGAGCAGAUUUAAAAGUCACGAGCAUUAGCAUAUAUAAGAACAUCUCACAGUUAUGUGGUCUGAAUGAGAGCAGAAUAAUCUAUAUUUCCAUUUCAACCAGUUGUGACUGAAGUAACAGAGGUCAAAAUUUAUCCACGGCACCUCUUUCCACAGCAAUAAAUGGGAUGUAUUGAAUCUUUGAGCUGCCUUCCAAUAAAGUCAGUUGAUUCCACUCCCAUUUGACUCCCGGAACCGUUCGAAAACCGAGACGCAGCUUCCUGCACUCAAUCGGAAGUUUGGCUUCCAAAGAACGUUUGCAAACCAGAACACUUACUUCUGGGUUUGCGGUGUUCGGAAGCCAAGCCGUUUGACAUCCAAGGAACCACUGUGUUCGUUGAAGAAGGAUUUAUUAGGUGGACAUGGACUGGCUAAUGAAAACCAGCUCUUCUUUUAUUAUCAAUUGACUGAAGGUUUUAUUAAAGUAUUUAUAAUAUAUACUUUCCAUAAAAGUGUAUCAAGAUAGUAUACAACCUAGAAAGUUAUAAUAAAAUCAGGAAAAAUCCAUUGUUACGGUAAAAUCUGGGUGCGAGGCUGCUCUGCCACCCAGCUCGUCGGACUAAGUCCGCGGGUCCCUGCGGAGGAAAAUGAGCUCAGCCGGAGACGGGAGCAAGUUGCAGAAGAUCCGAGUUUAUUGCGCAACAGGUUCAAGGCGAGAUGGAACAGCGAGAAAGGGGUGACAUGAACUUUUGAAACUUCCCUCCAUGUCCCAGAAUACAGUGCAAAAUACAUCCCAGUUACAUCAUGAAUACAUUAAGAAGAGGUUGGGUUACACUGAUUACAUCAUGAAUACAUUAAGAAGAGGUUGGGUUACACAGGAUUAACAUAUGGAGGAGGGAGGGGGGAAUAUGCAGAGCUGGAGAUUUGCGCUGAUAAGCACAUCCUGAGAAGACAAUGGUCCAUGUAUGCAUAGUCUGCCACCUGGCAUCGCCAGGAGGAAGGGCUUGGCAGAGCGAUUUGACAGGAUUAGGGUCUUGACACCUUGCUUGAGGGAUUAUGGAGGACAGGGGAGGUGUCAUGGAGUCCUAGAGAAAUUGAGCAAAUUGGCACAUUGAUUUUCUAUGAAUUUUAUAGAUUUUAGUCCCUUUUGACAUUGACAAUUGGAAAUAAAUGGAUAUAUUGUAGCGAAGAAGAAGGUGAAGAAGACAUGCCCCCCCCUUCCGUAUCAGCAUAAAAUGUACAUAAAACAUCAGCAAACACUAUUUAUUUAUUUAUUUAUUUAUUUAUUUAAAUGUUAUUGUUGUUUUGAAGAUUUGGUGGUAGCCCCCUGGGGUGGGCAGGAGGAUGCAGGGACCCGCCAUCUUUGACAAGGGCAACCUGGCUUCUGCUGAGAAGGGGGCCCAUUUUGAAGUGGGGCAAACCCCCCUUGUGGCUAUGAGGAAACUUCUUUUUCCGAAGGCCCUUCCAUGACUUUCCUCCUUUUAGGGAAAAGGUCCUUGAUAUUGAGAAGCUGGGGGAGAGAGAUGGAGGGGAAGAGGAGCCCUACUCUCUUGAAAGGGCCCCCAAUGUGUGGGUGUCCCCCUUCCAUGUUGCCCCUUUCUUCUUUUUCGGGGGGGGGGGGAUCUGAGGCGUCUCUCCCAAAGGGGCAAGAUCCAGAGGAGCAGAGCUGGGGGCAAAGAGGGACAGACUGUGACCUCCGACCUGCAAGGGAUGCUCCCCACCCCUCCCCCGCCUCCAGGGAGUUGGGAGAAUCCACAGGGAAUUAGGGGGGGGAGAGAGAGAGGCGAUGGGGGGGCAAUUACAGGGGGACUUGUAGCGUUUGCCUCAGUGAACGUGUUAUGCGGAUGAGCCUUCAGAAAGAUAGAGUGCUGGUUGAUUUUUCUCCCCUCUGACUGCUGCCUCUUCCCUGAGUCUGAGGCAAAUGAAUCCUUUUUCCUGGACUCUUUUGCUGAUGGGGGAGGGGCUGCUCUGACCCCCCCUUGACCUUCUGGGCCUCUUUUGACCCUUCCAGGGAUCCACAUCAUUCAGAAGAUGUACGGCUGUGAGCUGAGGUCAGACGGGCGCAAAGGAGGAGGGUAUUUCCAGUACAGCUAUGACGGGAGAGACUUCAUCGCCUUUGACAAGGAGACCCAGACCUGGACGGCAGCCCAGACGGAGGCUGAAGCGAGCAAGAGGAAGUUGGAUCCUGACUUGGCCCAGAACCAGUACCAGAAAGCCUACCUGGAGGAGGAGUGCAUUGAGUGGCUGCAGAAAUACCUGGACUACGGGAAGGAGACUCUGCUGAGGACAGGUAAGGGGGGGAGGGGAGGGGGGCUCAGUGGGGCAGUUUCCCUACAAGCUCCCCUCCCCCCCUUAACAAUCUUCCUUUCUGGACCAAACAGCAAACACUUUUCUUGGUGGGGGCGGCAGAAAUAAGUUUGGGCCUCUGGGAGGAGAAAAGGGGUCACUUCAGAGUAUGAUGGGGGAGAGGAGAUGCUUAAAAACAGCCCCACAUGCCUAGAAUAAGGGAUGGCAAAAGACAAAUGGGGGAGGGGGCAGAAAGAAACAGCAGGGAAGGGGCCAGGAAAGCAAAAUGCGUUUUAAAUUAAGUAAAAAAAGAAAAUUGAAAUGGACAGAUUUGAGGCGGGAUACAGAAAAACCUUUUGCCUUUACACUUGGGUAGGGGAAAGUGGGGCAGAUUGAUGCAGAAAAAUUAUGUCUCAUCUUUUAUGUACCAAAAUGAGUCAAAUAAUUGCUUUAUGCAUGGCAUAACUAAUCAAUAUUAUAACAGCCAUCAAAAGAGCCAUUAAAGUUAGAAGAUAAUGAGAAUAUAAUGACUUGAAUAAAAAAUGGGUUUUGUAUCAUUCUGCCGCAACUACGGGGCACUUUGAUACAGUGGAUGGGGCACUUUGAUACAAAGAGUAAAUUGUAUGAGAAUGGUAAUUAUUUACAAAAAUGUAAUGAACAAAACAAUUUUUAUUAUGAGAGCUUAUAAUCAGCCCUACAAUUUGUUACUUAAAAACCUAAAUUACGUAUCAAAACUAACACAGUUUCACACAUGUCAUAGACUUUAUGGCAGGUUUUCUUAACGAAACAUCAAAACUUGUAUUAAUCUUUCCUCAAACACCUAUCCAUUUAAAGAAAAUCUUUGGAAAAGGUUUUAAAAGUAUAGGAACUCACAUUAGGUAGUCAAAAAAUAUGCUUAGAAAAAAUAAUAUAUUUCCUUAACAUUUAGCUUCUUUUGCACAUUAUAUCCACUGAAGUCAAAAGAAAAAGUAUAAAGAGAUGAUGUUCGAGAUGUGCCCUUUGAGAAAUUUGGUUUGCCAACUGCAAAACAACAUCCUUGAAAUCAAUGCUUGCCUUAUCUUCUAAAAUGGGGAAGACAAACAUACAAGAUCCUGGAUAUUUCCUCAGAUAUGACAUUUGAUAAUCAAUCAUAUUAUAUUUAGAAAUGACUUUGGCUACGUAGUAAACAACAGUUUGUUUGUUUUUCACAUUUCACGAGUAGGAAAUCAGUUUAGAGAUUUCAUGCAAACUUGUAUAUUGGGGCACUGUUGUACACUAGCGGGGCCCCAUGUCUAUACGUAUCAAGCGCCCCACCGUGACUUAGUGUAUCAGAAAUGCUCCAACGAAUUAUUCAGAAAACCACUGAACUUAUUUUAAAAUCAGGUGUAAUCCUGAUUACUGAAUGAGAUAAUUUACCUUUGGUAUUUUAAAAUCUUAACUAAACGACGAAAAACAACAUUGGAACACUUUUACACUUAAUAAUAAUAAUAAUAAUAAUUUUUAUUUAUAUCCUGCCCUCCCCAGCCGAAGCCGGGCUCAGGGCGGCUAACAACAAUAAAAUAGUACUUCACAUAAUUUUUUAGUUGGCCGCGCUAAAAACACACCUCUCGUCAAAUGCCAGUGGAGAACUGGCGGGCAGCGCGGUCGCAACUGUCAUACUCACAGUUGUAUAGACAUGUUUUAGUGAUGUCACGACACGAAUAACGUUUCUCAAUAUUGAAAUAUUGUUGGUGUAUCAAUGUGCCCUUUGCAUCAAUGUGCCCUGCCUCCUCCUACAUACCUAUGGGGAAAGUCUUUAAAACUAAAUUAAUUAACUUUUUUUAAAAUAGAAAAUGUGUGGGGAGCCCAUGAAGUAUGGAUGCAGCCCCCUCAUUAAGUCUGUAGGUUAGCCACUUGUGGCCUAGAAGCAGAAAACCUGCACAUAGUGAGAGAGUAUGGGAAGUCCCUCUUCUACCUUCUUACAUCUUUUAUUUGUGAUGAAUUUUACUUUUUCCCAUGGGGAACAUUCAGAAGUGUCAUCUUCCCCAACCCCAUGCCUUGAAAUGGUACAGUCCACUCUUCUGCCUUCAGGAAUCUGGCACAGGGGCCAGUCACAUGAUCAAGUGUUUGGACUGGCUUUCUUCCUGUCUCUAUUAGCUUUGCUGAUACUAACAUUAAUUGAAAAUGAAAUAAUUCUAGCACCCUCCGUUUUUGAGGACUGACACAUACGUAUUAGCCGUGCUUAGAGAGAUCUGAGCAAAUUCAUCUAUGGGGCCUGGUGAUAAUUCACCCCAGAGACACUGAGCAUAUUUGUUGAGGUUGAGGAUUUCGCUCCAAAAUCCACAAGGGUGACAACGUGCAAAGGAGGCUGGGAAUCAUCCUCUUUGGGACGGAGGUUCUGCUGAGGUCAGGUGGGGUGGGGUGGGGAGGUCUUGUUUUGGGUUUUUGUGGGGAAAGGGCUUGACCUUCCUUCCUUCCUUCCUUCUCCCCCCAGCAGAGUCACAUCCCCUCCCAGACCUGAGUUUCCAGUACAGGCAUUGCAAAGUGGGUGGGAUCCUGGAACAGCCCCUUCAGACAACAGCUACCCAGGGAGCCAGUUUUUGAACAAGGGUUACAUUCUGCAAAUCUUGCCUAAAGCCACAAUCGUGUAUAGUCAAAACACAUUGGAUUCAUGGGCGACUGGGUUUGCCAAAGUCCUUCUUUCCCAGAUGCCCGCCUCCUCUUUUUGUUUUUUAGAAUAUUUUUGGCAAGUGCGUAAAGCUGAAUGUGCACAAGUUAAAUGUGCGCAAGUUGCUGGCUUACUGGGCCUCCUGGUCUGCCCUUUCCACUCCAGGGGAGGCUGCCGUGGAGAAGGGAGAUGGGCCCUUUCCAACCUCAAGGGACCCUUUCAGGGCAGGCGGGAGAACUAGAAAGGAGCUCUGUCUUUCCCAGGGCUGUUGGCUUUGUUCACUAACCAUGGAGCUGAAAAGUCCCGGAGAACAGAGAGCAGUGAGUCCAGCAUUUCUUUCCCCUCAAGAGAGAAAUCAGGAUCAGUUCAUGACUUGCAACUUGGAAGGAUCUGAAGGCAUCCCACUAUUGGGGACCUGGUGAAAUUUGCCCCUCAGCCUAGAGGCAGCUCCCUGGGACAAUCUUGGAACCACAAGUUGUCAUGUUUGAGUAGCGUUAGAGCUUUAUCAAGAUUGUCAGCAUUGCCCUUGAGCCAGUGCCACCAACUGGACUCAUCCACUUCAGCCCCGACUGGGCUAGGCGAGCUGGGUAGCACUUCCAGAGACCACCUUCUGCACAGGAACAGGUCAAAGUGCUGUGGACUCACAGCUUAGAGUUGUGAGCACCGGAUUCACUCCAACAAGAAGACAGUCGUCGCACAGCAGAGUCUAGCAGAGUAUAUAAACAACUCGGAGAGCAGCUCUGUAGAAUAUCUUCUUUAUUCUAUCUACAACUAUUAUACAACUAUAUACAGAGCUAAAUAGGUCUAAGCAUAAAUAAAUGCUGCACUGCACUGAGUGUCUGCAGCUGCUCUUAGCAGCAACCUUAUCUAUACACACGAUCUCUAACACUCAGUCUCUCUCUCUCUCUCCGACACUGACUGACUGACUGAUUUGGUGCUGGAGCAGAAUAAGUAGAGAGCAGAACAUGCCUCCUCCUCUCUGGAGAAUCAGCAGACUCCUCAGGAGAUUCUUGGAUAUGGGAGGGGUGAAAUCUCCUCAAAGAUGACAAAUUAAUUUAAUUUUUACCCAGCCCUCCAUCCCAAAGGAGUCUGCUUUGGCAAACAAAGGAUAAAACAUUUAAAACAGUUCCAGCAUAGACACUGACUGGGGAAGAUGCCAAGGCAGGUUGAGGAAAUCCCAUUUAUUCAAAGUUCUUUUUAAUUUCUGCAGAUGUGAGAUUCUGACUAGGUUGCCCCUUGUAUCCCUGCUCCUCUGCUCUUUAAAAAUACAGGAUUCCUUCUGUUGUGGAUGUCUCUCUGUUAACCCCAAUGAACGAUUGCCCUUUUUGCAGAGGCUCCGGUGGUGAAGGUGACCAGGAAGGCAGACUAUGACGGCCUGGAGACCCUCGUUUGCCAAGUCCACGGCUUCUACCCCAAGGAGAUUGAGGCCAACUGGGUGAAGGACGGGGAGGUCUGGCAGGAGGGCACCCUCCGAGGAUUGGUCGCCCCCAACUCGGACGGGACCUACUAUCUCUUGCUCAGUGUCCAGAUCGACCCCGAGGAGAGGGAGCGCUUCCGGUGCCGCGUGGAGCAUGACAGCCUGGAGAAGCCUCUGGACGUGGCCUGGGAGAAGGAGCCUGGUGAGAGACAGACAGACAGAAAGGCAGGAGGGGAAGGGGUGGGGAACCCCAGCUGGAUCCUGUCUAUGUCUCUAGAGCAGCAGUUCUCAACCUGUGCGUCCCCAGAUGAUGUUGGACUACAACUCCCAUCAUCCCUGAGCUCUGGCCUUGCUAGCUAGGAGUGAUGGGAGUUGUAGUUCAACAUCUGCGGAUCCACAGGUUGAGAAAGGCUGCUCUGGAGGGAAGCAACUGAAUCGGAAUCUGUAGAUUUCAGCAGAGAUGCAGCCUUUUCUGGCAAGUGUCUCAUAGGCCUUGAACUCAAAUUGGAUGUCGUAGGUAAAAACUAGCCGUCACCUUUUUGCCUUUAAGCCCAAGUAGUUGUGAUGUCAAAGAAUGUGGGGACAUAUUUUACUACUUCAGAAUCAAAGACUCUUCACAUGGCUGACUAGCUCACUGCUGCGGCUGAAAAAGGAGCAACGAACUUGAAAGAGGGAGUCCCAGACUGACUGUACUUCACAGUGAAAAAGAUUCUCACUCGCUCCUCCUCACACUCGCGCCCAGCUAGAAAAACUGAUACUCAUCCCCACUCAGCCCAAACACCCGCACACCUCUGGGAAGAGCAGGAAGGGUUUUUUAAUAAUGCUCGUCUCUCACACACCGCCAGGAAAGCUGCACCUGCAGGAACCAAAGCAGAAUGUCUAAGAGCAAGACUCCCUUUUCCCCAGCAGGAGCACAUGAACGCACAUCCCCACCCACACCCCAGACUCCCCUUCUCACAGGCAGGCAAGCGAGAAUUAUGGAAGCGGACCUUGAGCCAAAGACUCACACAGGCAGGGUAGAGGGGACCAGGGCUCACUCACCAGCGCUACGGACUUCAGAGAUUCCACCCAAACAAAAAAACCUGGACAUUUUGCCUCAUUUUAAGAAUCUGUCUGGACAGACAUUUUAAGUCUGAAAAAGAGGGCGUGCCCAGGAAAAACCAGACGUAUGGCAACCCUACACAAGAUGCUUCUUCCUAAGGGUUUGUGCCUUCCCUGAAGGCCUGUAAUGCUGGGCUCUGGGGGGUCUCAGAGGGGAGGGAAUCUCUUCUUCUCAGGGUCAGGACAGAGAAGGCUGAAGCGCCUGAGCAGGAGGAGACCUGCUUUUAAGUUUUGAGUCUGUAAUGAAACAGGUGUGCCUGUCAACUGUCUUCCUUAAAUGAAUUGGUUAUUUUGAAGACCUCUAAUGCUGGACUCUGGUGGAAAAAAUCUCCCUUGUAUCGGGGCCACUACAGAGAGGACCUUGGCCUGUCAGGAGAGAGAGAGGGCCUGCUUUUCACACGUAAAAUCCUCCCGGGCUCAUAGCCCAGCACCUCCACUCCAAUCUCCUGCUUGAGGCCUUGGGGAGCUGCUGCUGCCAGUCUGAAUAAAAAUGUCUCUUGUCCCCUUUUAGUCAACCUGGGGCUCAUUGUGGGAGCUAUUCUGGGUGUCAUGGCUGCUAUCCUGCUGGUCUCUGGGAUCAUCUUCUUCUUCAUCCGCAGUAAGUAAACCCUGGAUGUGUUUGCUGCCUCUCCUGUGUCCUUCUGUCUCGGCCUCCAACUGGGAAUGUGCUGGUGGAGCUUCCUGGCAAUUGUCGCUGGCAUCCCUACAGAGACCCCUCCCCAUAAAACACCCUUUGAACAUGAACCAAAAGUCCUGUUGGUCAUUGCUUUGCGCUCACUCUGUGCUCAGGAAGUUCACUUUCCACCUGACGUUUUAAACAGUCCUAAGCCUUCAGUCCUGUGCACACUUACCAGGGAGCCUUCCUUGCAUAUCUUUAGGCGCCAGGCAAAAACAUUUCUCUCCAACCAGGCCUUUGGCCUUUUAAAUGUUGUUUGUGGGAGGGGAGUUACUGGUUUGUUUUUGCUUUAUUCUGUAUUUUGUGCUCUCAUUUUGUAUUUUUAUGUUGUGAAGCACCCUGCUAUCUUCAAUAAAUGAAUAAAUAAAUAUUGAUCUGGGAGGAUGCUGUAUUGAACUGAAUAGGACUUUCUUCUGAGUAGACUUGCCUAGAAUUGCACUGUUAAAGUUCAUUAUGUCUUCCCUCCCCCCUCUCCGGGCAAAUUUAAGGAUUAGGGGUCUGCUGGGAGUGCAAUAAUAAUCUGAAAUGGAAUGAGUGAAGGGAUUGGAUUCCCAUGGUUCCCAUGUUGAUUUUUUAAUUUAAUUUCCUCAAUUUUUUCUACUUCUUUGUAAAAUGAGUUCCUUGAAAUGCUCCCCUUCUGGGCUUCCCUUCCUUGGAGGUGUUUGGAAGAGACAAGAGGAGCAUGUGCUGGGAAGGUUUCAGCAUCUUGAGAGCCAGAUUGUCGAAAUGUAAUUGUGUGGCCUCUGGAGGUCCCUUCCAGCUCUGACCUUCUGCUUUUGUCUUCACAGGGCAACGGAGCAAGAAAGCAGCCUACGAAAAAACCGCAAGUGAGUGACUCCUCCCUUCUCUCUGUCUAUUUUCCCCCAAUAUGGGGCAGGAACAGGUUACAAACAGACAAAACUAAACCUGGUGGUGGCCUGGUCCUUAAGCCCAAGACCCUGAUGGAAAGCUUAAGCCUGUCUGCUCAGCCUGUCUGUGGACAGCAAGGGGUCCCUCAGGGCCAGGAAAAGGCUGCAGAGAGACUGUCGGCUGAGGGAGGGGCUCCAGGAACGAGCAGGAGGAAGAGCCGAGGGUGCGGGGAAAGAGGGAUCUCUGGUGGUUUAAUCUACCUGAAGCUAAAGAUUUGGUUGGUUAGCUGUAGUCUGUGGGUGUUAGGAACCCACCAUUGCUCUCCCCCACUCCUUCUGCCUUUCUGCCCAGAUCGCAUCCACCCCCGCUCUAGUCCCCCGCUGCCUCCAUGCCAGGCUGUGCCCAUCUCUCUUUGCCGCCCAGCACCUGCUUCUCCCCCCACUGCUGUCCUUGAGCCCCCUUGCCUCUGGGCUGCCUGUCCCUGAACUCUUCUUAGACCCCUCCCCAUAUUGAGACUGAUUUGGGAUGGGGUUGGAAGGAGGGAGGAGAAGGGCUGGGGGGAUGGGAUCUCCCUCCCCGGGAUCCUGACUCUUAUGUUUCCUCCCUUUUGCAGCAAAUGACCAGGGGUCCGACAGCUCCGCCAGGGGUAAGUGGGGGUGCAGGUGGGGGCAAAGGGGGUCUUUUGCAGAAGACUCCGUGGGGAACAUCCCCAAAUGGGGGAAAGGUUCUGUUACCCACCUUGGGGUUUCCAAGAGUGACAUAAUCUGCAGUGUCCAUUGAGCUGAAAAUCGCUCUUGUGACUCAUUCUGUGUGUUCAUCUGAGCUUCAUGGAGAAUUCUCUCCAUUUGAGAAACGGUUUCUACCCACUAUCCGAAUGACAGAUAGUCACAUUUUGGGUUCUGGAAGAGAUUUUUCCUUCUGGUAGGACUGCUUUGUGUCCUUCCGGUAUUCCCCCAAAGUGUGCAGCUUGACUCACUUGCUUGAGCUGCCCUCUGCAGGCAUUUGCUCUACAGGCCCAUUUUGGUGACACUACUAGCAUAUCUUAGGUCUGAUCUGACAUGAUGAGGGAUGGUGGCUUUCCUUGGGAGGCUGGACUAGAUGUCCUUUGGGUUCCCACUAGCUCUGUAAUGCUGAUGCCCCCACACCAUGAUGUUGGCUUAACUUUGAAACACUUCUGUUCUUUAUUUCUGCAGUUUCAUACCAGCCUGGUGUGUGA
This is a messenger RNA of Podarcis lilfordi (Lilford's wall lizard), 17645 nucleotides long. The record is from the annotation of a GenBank genome assembly. Lineage: Eukaryota; Metazoa; Chordata; Lepidosauria; Squamata; Lacertidae.